AUGCGAGACCUCGACCGGUUGAUUCCUUUUGAGACAGUCUCAGAUUGGGCCAAAGUAGGGUUAAUUCCUUUUGAGACAGUCUCAGAUUGGGCCAAAGGUCAAUUCCUUUUGAGACAGUCUCAGAUUAGGCCAAAGGUUGAUUCCUCUUGCGACAGUCUCAGAAUGACUGUGAAAAGCCCUGAGAACAGUUCUGACAGCCCUGAGAUCCCUCAGUCACGAGUGGUAACACGCACCUGGGCUUAUAUGAAUUUCAAUAGUACAUGGAUUACAAAAUCAAAUAGGAUUUACACGGCUGAACGUACAGGGUUCAUUCCUUUUGAGACAGUCUCAGAAUGGGCCGAAGUAGGUGCCUGA
Messenger RNA from Tremella mesenterica DSM 1558, 354 nucleotides. RefSeq lists its product as uncharacterized. Lineage: Eukaryota; Fungi; Basidiomycota; Tremellomycetes; Tremellales; Tremellaceae. The coding region runs from base 1 to 354 and encodes 117 amino acids. The transcript has 5 exons. The record is from RefSeq and is a predicted model, not a curated record.